CAUCAUCAUCCGUAGCCAUUUGGGCUCAAGCGAACCUGGCUCGCGGGCGCCCUCCGCACGCGCGCGCGCUCGCCUGCGUGCGGCCAGCGGCAUGUACCCACUUGGCGCGGCCUGGUCGGGGAGCAGAUCACGGCAGAGGCGUGCCGAGCGAGGCCUGUCGCGCAGCGCGGCGCUGGCGGCGAGAUGCAAGGCGUUCAGGGCGGCGCUGGCGGCGCACUGGGACCUCUGCGACGCCCUGGGGGCCCACGCGCCCUCCCUGGCGGACGCCAUCCGCGCAGCGGAGCUGGUUGGCCUGGACGUGGGGGAGGCGGAGGGGACCCGUGCCAGCGGCAACUGGUGCAGGCAUGCCCCGCCCCCUGGGUCGGCUACCAUCCCGCCCGAGCCCAGAGGUGCAGCCUCGGUGAAGGAGGCCCUGCUGGCAAGCGCGGGCGCGGGUUCGGGCACGGCCCCACGGCAGAGGACCGCCCUGCGGGGGGUGCAAAUCCCUUCAUUCCCGCGACCGUCGUCGCCAAGGGCAUCGAGUACGAGGAGAACGAGUACGAGGAGUACAAGGACGAGGAAAGCGAGGUGCUACCUCCGCCAGCCAGCGGCCUGGAGGACGCCACGACCUGCACGAGCAACGCCGUGGUCGCCGAGUGCCGGGUACCUGGCGGCCCACCCCGCAGCGCUCUUCAUCGGGGGCACGCCGCUGCGCUCGGGUGCCGCGCCCUGCGUCGUGGCCGUGGCGGAGCUGGGCCGUGGAUGGCACGCAGGAGCGCGCACACCGCUGCGCUCGGGUGCCGCGCCGUACAUCAUGGAGCAGGGCCUGGCGAGCGGCACCGAUGGGGACGACCUCGAGGAAACUCCAUGUGCGAAGCGGAAGGUUUUGCGUUCCCCAGCGGCCUCAUCGCCGAGAUGGGGGCCGCCAGCGCGGGGGAUGCCGAGGAGGUGUACAUCGGCUCGCGUGCGAGGAACAUGCGGAGCAGCGGGAGCCCGACUGCAUCGGGGCUGAGAGGGGCGAGCACAAGGAGUACUAGAGUUGGGUGUGCCAGCCCGCGGCUGCUCGAGCGGCCGCGUGUGCAUGUGCGGCCGUUCGUGCGGCGGCGGGCGCAACUCAUGCACGUGGGCACCGACGGGUUCGACAGACAGGAGGCCAAGCGGAGCGACGAGGAUUAGUACUUCGGCGCGCGGAAGGACCUCGGUUGUUACGACGGGGGAGAGGACUCCGACGGCGAGGGGUCCGACACCCCUCCGCCCGCUGGUAAAGGCCAGUUCUUUAUCGAGUACGAAGACAUGGAAGCGAUGGCGGCGGCGGCCAGGAGGCAGUGGACUGCAUCGAAGCGCUGUGGCCCAUCGGAAUGCAGAGGUGGGAUUGCGCGUGUGCGAUGCGCUCCGCCGCUGCUCGGAAGCAGUUUGGGGUGUGCUUGCAUUUGCGUAGGGUGCAGCAGUUCGGUGGGCGUUGGCGCGUCGGCCUCGACUCACCCUGGGAGAGUAGGAUCACCAUCAUCA
Prorocentrum cordatum is the source of this 1488-nucleotide messenger RNA. Lineage: Eukaryota; Dinophyceae; Prorocentrales; Prorocentraceae. The record is from the annotation of a GenBank genome assembly.